This is a messenger RNA of Calypte anna (Anna's hummingbird), 3794 nucleotides long. RefSeq names its product CD93 molecule (gene CD93). NCBI's taxonomy places the organism in Eukaryota, Metazoa, Chordata, Aves, Apodiformes, Trochilidae. The record is from RefSeq and is a predicted model, not a curated record. Gene Ontology annotation, molecular function: calcium ion binding.
UGUGAGCCAGCGGCCCGUCCGCUCCGUCCGUCCGUCUGUCGGUCCGUCCGUCCAGCCGGCGGGAUGAGCAUCGCUCGGCUGCUUCUCCUGCUGCUGCUGCCAGCGCCGGGCUCCGGGGAGGAGGACGUCGAGGUGAUCUGCGCCGGUACCGCUUGUUAUACCUUGCACCGAGCCGAACUGAAGCUGGAGCGCGGCCCAGGAGCGUGCCGGAACAACGGAGGCAACCUGGCUCCGGUUCGCAGCCCCGCCGAGGCCCGGAGCCUGCAGGAGCUGAUGGCGGCCGCCGGCCGGCCCGGCCCGGCUUGGAUCGGGCUGUGGCUCUCCCGAGGUCGGUGCGUGCAGCCGCAGGAGCCUUUGCGGGGUUUCUCCUGGGCUGGUGGAGGAGAAGCCGGGAAUUACACGGCGUGGCUGUCGGAGCCCGCGGUCACCUGCCUCAGCUCCCGCUGCGUGGGUCUGCAGCCCGACGGACCCUCCGGCCUGGGGGUUUGGGCUGACCGGCCCUGCCGGGGCCCCCUGCCCGCCUUCCUCUGCAAGUUCAUCUUCCGGGGGAUGUGCGGGCCGCUGCCGCUGCCGGGGCCCGGCCGGGUCUCCUACACCACCCCCUUCGGGGUCCGCAGCCCCUCGCUGGCAGCCGCCCCCUUCGGCACGCUGGCCGAGGCCGACUGCCAGGAGAACAGCGCUUCCUCCUCCUUCGCUGUCUGCAAAGGGCCCCUGGAGGACGGGGGCUUCGCCUGGGACCCCCCCGGCCCCUUCUGCCCCGCCACCUGCUCCCACCGCAACGGGGGCUGCCAGCACCGCUGCCUGCAGGAGCCGGGAGAGCCCCGGCGCUGCGAUUGUCAUCCCGGCUACACCCUGGCUCCCGACAUGGUCUCCUGCCUGGCCCGAGACGCCUGUCACCCCAACCCCUGCCCGGGGACCUGCCGGACGCUGCCCGACGGCUUCCAGUGCGGCUGCCAGGACGGCUACACCUUGGCUUCCGACGGCCGGAGCUGCGUGGAUGUGGACGAGUGCCUGUCCGGGCCCUGCCAGCACGAGUGCCAGAACACGCUCGGCAGCUUCGUCUGCCUCUGCCGGCCCGGCUACCGGCCAGCGGGGCCCGGUAGCCACCAGUGCCGCGAUGAGGAUGAAUGUGCCCGGCCCGACGCCUGCCCCCAGCUCUGCCUCAACGUCCCCGGUUCCUUCCGCUGCGCCUGCCGGCACGGCUACCACCGCAGCGGCGAUUCCUGCCUGGAUGUGGAUGAGUGCCUGCGGGAUCCCUGCCCCGGGCCCUGCCACAACUUCCCCGGCGGCUUCGAGUGCGUCUGUCCUGCCGGGCUCCUUCCAGAGGAGGACGGACGGGGCUGCCGUGCUGCACCCACCGCCGGAGAGGAGCCUGCGGGGCACCCCAGCGGCACCCCGGGCAUCUCCCGGACCACGGGCAUCCUCCAGACCACUGGUGCCCCACGGACCACGGGCGUCCUCCCCCGGACCACGGGCAUUCCCCAGACCCUGGGCAUCCCUUUCGGGGUGACACCGCCGGCCCCCACGGCAGCAGGGUCAGCUCCUGGCCCUGAGCACAGUGCCGAUGGCCCCCGGCUGCUCCUCUACUACAUCCUGGGCAGCCUGGUAGCCAUCCUGCUGCUGCUGGCCUUCGCCUUGGCCCUGCUGGCUUGCAAGAGGAGGGCAGCCAAAAGGGAGAAGCGGCCAGCUAAAAAUGCAGCAGACAGCUACUGCUGGGUGCCCGAGCAGCCCGAGAGCCGUGGGGUGGGAGGAGAGCGCAGGUAACAGCACCCUGGGGAGCUGAGAGGGGGGAGGCAGAGUGAGGGCAGGGGGGAGGGUUGAAAUUCAAAGUUAAAAAUGAAGGGGAGGGUGUGAUGCUGUCUGGUCAGCACGGGUUAGGGCAUCCGAGAGCCUGUCCUGGGGCUCCUUGCAGAGCAGGAGCUGAUCUCCCCCCCCAAAGGAAGGUCUGGGUGCUGGGGCAGGGGGAAGGCAGCCCCAAGCAGUGCUGGGGUUUGUAAACCGUGCAGGGAAGGGUUAACGGGGACAGCGCUGCCAGCCUGGGACGCCUUGGGCUUGAAUUUACCAGCCAGGGCUGCUCCUCAGCUCUGCAGGACCUCACUCUGCUUAAAAAGAGCAAAUUACAAUUAUUGAUCUGUCUUCCUGAAGGAAAUGGGUUCAUUUCAUCUCUUAUUCCCUCUCCUCUCCCCGCGUUUGAGAUGCCCACAUGGGACAGCAGCAGCUCCCCUGCCCUGUCCCCGCAGCCCCCCAGUCCUUUGCCCUCAGCCAGCCCUCGGGUUUGCUGAAAUGGGUUUGCAAUCCCUCCGGGUCAGGCUGAGCACUUUCUCCAUCCCUCCCCCUGGGAGUGACACACUGGGUGCUGUAUUUUGGCUGAUUAUUCCCUAUAACACUUUGUAACCCCGCUUCAGACAAAAGGCUUUCUUGGGGUUAUUCUUCAGGUACCUCACUUCAGAGAGCUCUUUAUUCUCCUGACAACGAAGCCUCCUCACCCUGUUUCACCAUGAAACCUCCCCCAAAAAUAUGGGGGGGGGGAGGGGCUGCUCCCCAUCCCGCAGCUCUCACAUCUUUAUUUACCCGUGCCCUACGAGGUGGGAUGGUGCUAGGGAAGAACAGGGAUGUGAUUUGUAGGGUACAUGUGUUUCCUGAGGGUUUUGCUGAUUUUAUUGUCUACUUGAGACUUAAUUGCUACAGAAAUGGGAACUGAACACAAAGGAGUUUGCUGAAGGCAGCGACCUGCAUCCUGUUCUUCCAUGUGGGGAGGAAAACCCUUUCCUGCCUGUUGGUUUUGGUUGGUUUAUUUUUUUUUUUUUCCGUCUUCAUUGUAGAAUAAUAAUAAUCAUUUUAAAAAACGAAAAGCAAACAACAAACCCGCCAAAGCAAAACAAGGCAGGAAAGUGUAGCUGGCAGAAACGUUUUCAGUGCUCUGCCCGCUCCUCCUUCUCUCCGAGCAGCGGCUGGGAGAAGCAGGGAAAGGCAGCCCUGGCAUUCCUGGAAAUCCUGCCGAAAAUUCCUGCCCCGUCUGGGCUCCAGCAGGGCAGAGAACCCAGGAAUAAAUUAAGCAAAGACUCAUCCUGCCAUCGGCAUCAGCGGGAUAAGGAGCCCCAGGCACCUGCCCUGCAGGGACUCCAGACCCUGACAGUCCCAGGAGGGGUUUGAUCAGUUUUUUGGCUAAGGUAUCAGUGAGCUGCUGGGUGUGAAAAAGGGAAAAGGAAGCAUAAAUGUGGGCUCAGAGCUGGUACAAAUCUGAGAGGUGCUGUUUGUACCCCUGCUCCCUGAUGGUGACCUUGGUGCAUCCUGGUGUGUGCAUGGGACUGCCCGUGGAGUGGGUCCAGGCUCAGGUUUGUUGUCAGCUUUAGUUGGGCUUCUCUCCACUGGGAUAUUUCUUGAUGUAGCACCCUGCACCCUGGUGCAAUUACACCUGGGGGGGCUCAGGGCUCCUUUCCUUCCUGCCACAGGCCCAGCAGGAACGUUUUGAUCCAUGUCCCUCCUUAGGGAGUUAUCCAGGGCCUGCUGAAUCCCUCAAAGCAAACAGGGAUGGGACCAUGUGCCCUGUCCCAGAGGAGAGGGAAUGUCCACCCCUGCCCAAGGGGGUCCCACAGAGGUUCCUGGGGCAGCUCCUCUCCCCAUUCCUAAAGGAGGUGCUGAGGGAAGGAAGAGCUGGGGCUGUCCUGCUGAGCCAAGAGGGGAUGAUGGGCUGGCUGGUGACACCUCUGAGGUGCUCUGUACAUAGCAACAGCUCCUUGAAUAGUGCUGUACAUUGCUUUUCUGAUGGCACACCAAUAAAGAUGAAUGCAGAA